CUGAGGAGAUUAAUCCGCAGCAAACCUCCUUUGCUCGGUCGCGUAGUCGAGAUCGCGUCAUUCCCUUUGACGUUUGCUUAGAAAACCUGGAUUUGAGUUCGGAAGAUAAUUGUGUUUGGAUUCUGUUGCUGGUCAGGAAUGUGUACAAUCUGUAGAAAGUGAUACAUUGUGUUUCUUCAAUGCGGAACACAAGUCUGUUUUAACGAAGAGAGCCACCUGUUCCGUUCACCUUCAUAUUGUUAUAAGGAUAUCCAGUUUUAAUACCAAUCGACCGGAGGCCAGUCUUGUAGAAGAGUAGUUGUAAGGAAACAGUAUCACCACGUCCUGGGGGCGGUGUCGGGUACUGCUGCUGCCACUGCCGCCGCUCGUCAGUUCUACCCAUCAAUAAGUGAUACAGACAACAUUCUCGCCGCAGUCAACUGAUAUGAGCAUAUCCUACGGAAGCGAGUAACGGUACAUUCUGAGAUGGAGUUGCCAUGGUUCCUCCUCUUCAUGACCCUAACCUUUACAGCUGUUGAUGCAGAAUGUGGUUUAGGCUCUUCUCUCAGCGUUACACUAGACGAAGGAGCCAGUAUGGGUGAUGCUGUUUAUAACUUCACUGUCACUGAAGAUAUCUGGCUGGCAUCGGAACCUAACGGAGGGUACUUCAGCAUUUCAAACAACACGCUUUAUGCAGAGAAGGACUUGGACAUGAGCAAGGAUGAGUAUCUCUGCAACAACCGGGUUAUAUCUCUGUCUGUAGAAUGUGAAAGCAUCGCAACUUCGCCAGUGACAUUCAUCGUCAACAUGAACCCAAUUGAUAGACAUCCUCCCCAGUUUCCAUAUCCAGAAUUCAAUCACACUAUACCUGAAACAACUGGAAUUGGGACGGAAGUAUUUGAUUUCAGUAGGAGUGACGAAACCAGUGCUGUAGACAAGGACUGUGCACAUGCGACUCUGUACUAUUUAAUGAGUUCAAACCCUUAUCUACACUUUGGGGAUGUUAUAAAAGGAACGGUGUUUACAAUAACCACUUUUGAUUACGAGAGCGGACAAAACAGCCACUCAGUGAUCGUUAAUGCGACCUCUGGCGGGAUUAUGGGAACUGCAAAAUUCACGCUCAACAUUAGCGACGUUGACGACGAGGAUCCUAUUUUCACAAACGAUACGUUCAUCCUUGAAGUAGAGGAAGAGAAAAACGAUACCCGACCGAGGACUUCGACCCCACCUGUCCAUGCCUUCGACCAGGAUCUCGGUAUCAAUACACCUCUUGCAUACAGGAUCCGCAUGUCUUCUCCGCCAUUGGAUCAUCUGACCAUCAACAAUGACACCGGGCUACUGUCGCUCGGUCAGAAGCUGGACAGAGAGACACAUCCAACAUACACAGUGAUACUGGAAGCAGGUCAACUUGAUAAUAAACGACGUACUGCCACAGCAACUCUGUCGAUUCUGGUUCAAGAUAUAAAUGACAACCGCCCUUCAUUUGACCCGACAACUUACACAGCAUCUAUCCAGGAGCAUUCAGUUGACGGUACCAAUAUCAUCAGCGUCACUGCCAGGGAUGGUGAUAAGGACCCAAAUAACUUGUUCAACUACACCCUGGUUCCUGAGAGCGACGUGUUUAACAUUGACCCCCAGACCGGCUACCUUCAGGUCCGGAACUCCACCCUCCUCGACAGGGAGACUCACAGCACCUUUACUGUCACCGUUAACGCCACUGAGCUGAUUGCUCCAGCAUCCGGGAGUCCAAGUUGCAUGGCGGACUGCACAGCCACAGUGCACAUCACUCUGCUGGACAUCAAUGACCACAGUCCAGUGUUUGUCGGGGCACCCUACAGUUUCUCGUCGAAUAAUGAAGCCGCUGAACAAAUUGGAACUGUUACCGCUACUGACGAAGACAUCGGUGAUAACGGCCGUGUCACGUACUCCAUCCAACAUAGCGACUUUUCCGUUAACGAAACAACGGGUAGUAUCACUCAAGUCAACCCAGUAGCCAAUCAGCGCGAGGAGGUGUUCCUGGUACAAGCAUGUGAUAAUGGACAAUCCAGUCGCUGCAGCAGCGAGCUGAUAACCGUGACGUUCCCCGACCAAAACGUCACCUCCUCCAAGAGGACUGUUAACGUUACAGAAAACGUCGCCGCUGGUACAAUAGUCUACACCAUACCGAUCGCGUACAGCGGGUAUCGCCUACAACUCACCACUCACAUGAACACCUUCAAGAUCGUCGAACAAGACCAUGUCCAGCAAGUAGUGACCGCCGCCGACAUCGACCGCGAGAACACCACCAGCUACACCCUCGUCAUCGACGUCAUGACAGGAACUACGAUUGAAGCCAAUAUCACCCUCCACGUCGUCGUCCUUGACGUGAACGACAACGCCCCAAUCUUCAACAUGUCAGACUACAGUUUCAGCGUCUCCGUCGACGCUAAAAUUGGAGACGUAUUGGGCGUGGUUAGAGCGUACGACCUUGAUGAAGGCAUCAAUGGAGUAGUAACCUUCGGCAUCCAGGGCACAGAAUCUUCCAUGCAGUUUGACAUCGAGGGAAACACGGGGACAAUAACGUUCAAAAUUGUGCCAGAAUCGCCAACUGAGGUGCUGGUUGUCGCAACGGACGGUGGGGUUUUCCCUCUGAAGACUACAACUGCUGUCGAGGUUGUUAUUGCUGGUGCACAGAAUGCAUACGCCAUGUUCCACGCACCGGCGGAGAAGGGGGACAUUGAGAAAGAUAAAGACUCGCUUGCGGGGCAAAUAUCUGCCAUUCUGAACAUCAGCAUCGAUAUUGGCAACAUCCAGAGCGCGGAUGUAGACAACGGAGCAAGCUCCUAUUUCCGACUGACUGCUAAAGAGGCGACAGUCCAUCGAGAUGACCUGACAGCGAAGGUGAACAGCAACUACGACAGAGUACUGGCUCUGUUCUCCCCCUACCAGAACAAGUCUGAAGAGGUCUUCACGACUCCCUUCAUCGCUCUCCUCGCCGCCGCUAUUGUCGUCGCCGUCAUCUCUGUCAUCGUUAUCAUCGUUAUUGUUCAUAUAAACCGAAAACGUCAUCGACACCAUGAGCGUCUAGUGAGGAACCUGUCCAAACAAGGCACCAUCUACGAGACCCAGGCAGUGGAAGAAGAAACCGUCGGGGAUAGGCAGUCUGUCCAUAGUCAGACUGGUUCCACUCAGGAGCUGCUGGGGGCGGCACAACAACCCAACGGCGACGCUGUCCCAGUCGUCAACGAAGGCUUUGUCGAGGAUGAUAACAACAAUGACAACAGGGCUGGAGACGAGAAUCAGGAUACGGUAACUCAGUACACCCACAUCGAGGAGGAAGCAGAGAGGCGUGAGAUAACGGAGGGUGUCAUUGUUGACCUCAGUUCAGAGGAAACCCCGGAACCAGAACAUGUGGAAACUCAGAGUCAUCCAAACCCUGACUAUGGGGAUGGGGAAGAAGAGAUAGCAAAUCCAGACUAUGCAGUAGUGGUUAAAGAGAAAGAACCAGAAACUCAAACUGCCCUUAUGUCAAUUGAAGAUGAAGAUGUUGACCAAGAUGAUGAGAAGGACGAGACGGUACCAUCCCAUGAGGCGGAUCCCAUUCUUGAACCACUCCAGGAACCUAACAUUCCACCACCACGGGACAUACAUGAUGAAGAUCCUCGGGACGUAGAGGAUGAAGCUCCUGCGGACGUAUACGAGAAUGAGGCUGUGGAAGAUGAUGAAGAUAGCAGUGACGGAUUUCCCCCUCCUCCACCGACCCCUCCUCGGGUGAGGAAAUCUGAUCCUGAAGAUGAAGAACCGUACGAGGCAGAAGAUGAACCCGAACCAGACUACGCGAAGAAAGUGAGAUUCAGCGAAGUCCGAGUUCAAGUCAUCCCUGACCCAAAGGACGAGGACGCUGUGGAAUCUGACGUAGUUGGUGGAGGGACAGAGGGGGCGGAGACGGACGAGGAAGACCACACAACGAAAAGUGACCGCCCAUUCGAGGAGAUACAAAACCCAGCUGAAGACAUUGAUGAAGAUGACGGCACAUUUAUAAUGACUUCCUUGUGAAGACAACGGUGGUUGCCGGAAAUAUCUAUAAAACUGAUUCCGUAUGUAACCUGUUGCAGUGAUUGUUGUUACCUUAGAGAUGGUAACAGGAGUACCUUCUGAGGUAUGACUUUGCGUCUGUUUGCAAUGAACUAUACUAUUUUACAUUAAGUAAUCAUUUCAUUAUGACGGUAUUUUGUGAAUAUCUCCAUAUACACUAAAGUUGUUAUACAUGAGUAUACACGUAUACCAUACAGAGUAUUGGAGAAUCAGUAUUGCAUUGCAGUAUAGUCUUUACCACUGUUGCAGACAUAACAGUUAAAGACACGCGUCUUUAUAUUGAUGUCAUGUCUGAUAGACUGUCUGGUCAACACAAUGAACAAAGACUGCCAGAAUGACAUUCACCAGUCAUCAACAAGAUCACCUCAUCCCUAACUACACAUCAUGCCAAAUAUAUGUGUUGCCAAACCAGAUGCUUCCACUGUACCCUAGUUAUAAGCUUACAGUUAUGCCAGAACUGCUGAUGCUAUGUAUCUUGGCAUGUAUACUGUACUAUCCCAUCGUGAUUCUGGUCAGAUUCUGGACGCAUUUCACAGUCAUAACCAUUGUAGGUAAGGAAAUGAUAAUACACACAUAAAUACACGAAGCGGGCCAUAGGAGAAAAGCGCUUUCUUUUACAUCUGAAAAGACGAAGCUUCAGUCGCCGAACUGUGGCAGGUAAGAUGGGCUUAGGUUUGCACCACACCCAUGUCAACCAGAUAGGAGUUUUACAUUAAAUUGUCAUGUAUAUUAACAUAGGGCGGUUGACCUCAUGUUCAGUUCUAUCGUACAAUGUCUACGUGAGUAUAUAUGCGGUAGCUUGGCCCGAUAACCUGGUGGGUCAUUGCUGUCAUUUUUCAGUCGGAUCACUGUCCAUUAGACCAGCGUACAGUCAAACACCGUACAGUGUACGUUAAACAUCGUACAGUGUAAGUCAAACACCGUACAGUGUAAGUCAAACAUCGUACAGUGUAAGUCAAACACCGUACAGUGUAAGUCAAACAUCGUACAGAGUACAGUCAAACACGGUUGUGUCGAACUUCUAAUAGCUCGAGCUGUGGGUCCCUUAACCUUCGACAGAACGAUGGUUGACUGGAUACUACAAUUACCCUCGAAGUCCAAAACGAGAUUCUCAUAGCUUUCCUAUAUCUGCCCAAUCGUUUUUCAAAAUACAAAAUGUUUUACACGU
Messenger RNA from Haliotis rubra (blacklip abalone), 5221 nucleotides. Its product is annotated as cadherin-23-like. Gene Ontology annotation, molecular function: calcium ion binding. Lineage: Eukaryota; Metazoa; Mollusca; Gastropoda; Lepetellida; Haliotidae. Gene Ontology annotation, cellular component: plasma membrane. The record is from RefSeq and is a predicted model, not a curated record. Gene Ontology annotation, biological process: homophilic cell-cell adhesion. The coding region runs from base 466 to 4014 and encodes 1182 amino acids. The transcript is spliced from 26 exons.